This is a messenger RNA of Brassica napus (rape), 498 nucleotides long. RefSeq names its product putative high mobility group B protein 11. NCBI's taxonomy places the organism in Eukaryota, Viridiplantae, Streptophyta, Magnoliopsida, Brassicales, Brassicaceae. Gene Ontology annotation, molecular function: DNA binding. The record is from RefSeq and is a predicted model, not a curated record. Bases 1 to 498 code for a protein of 165 amino acids. The transcript is spliced from 4 exons.
AUGUCGACCAAUGAUAAUUCAACGUAUUUGCAAUUUCAACUAGUUCCCACUUAUGGGUCUUCUUCAGACAACAAGAGUGAUGCUGAUUCCUCUGGUACGACUACUUACCUAGAUCUCAUUGCGAACUCUGAUUUGUUCCGGGAUAAGCUUCAUGAUUUGCCCCAAGAUUCUGGCAGAAUUGUCAAGGAUCCUAAUGUGGGUGGAGAAAUUUUGGAUCUGCAUCAGCUUUUCAUCGAGAUGAUCAGGGAUUGUAAAUGCAACGAAGUGAUUGGAACAUUUAAUCUGAAGACAGAAGUGAAAAAUGCAGCAUAUGUUUUAAGGAAGACUUAUCUGAAAAUGCUCUUUGAGUUGGAGCAUAUGUAUUUCUUCAAAGAGCCAAUAUCACAUGAGGGGCUCAACACAGAGAUGUCGGAAAGUGUAUAUCCGAUUGAUGCAGCGACUGCAGCCGCACAUGGUGACGAGGCUGGGACUGAGUCUGAAGCUAAAGAGAGUCUGUAG